AUGCGAGGACACAGAUCCACUGAUGUUGAAGAGCUACUGAAGCAGUCUCAGACUGAACUGCUCUGGAUCCAAAGACAGCUGUCAAUCAUUGCAGCCAGGAGCGCACAUUAUACUCGGACAAAAGACAAGCUAAAACACAAUGUCCUACCAUUGAACCUAACGGCUCUGCCACCACAAAAUGGGAAUCGGUUUCGUCUUUUAGAGGACAAGAACAGAGCCCUUAAACUUGAAGUAGCAACACUCAGACAACAAAAACAGCAAUACAAAUCUUUGGAGACAGAGGUCAGGGAGAGAAGAAAGAGAUGCCUCAUUCUUGAAAGGGAAGUGAAGAACAAGAUUUUAACAUGUCAGAGUUUGAAGAACGAGCUGCAAGAUGCCAUACAGGAGAGAAAUCGUCUCAAUCUUGAGUUGUUCAGUCACAGCCUAAAGGCUAACCAGUAUGACCAGGUGAGGUCAGACUAUGAGCAGCUCAGAGAGACCUUUGGUUGUGUGACUCAGGAGAGAGACUUGGCCAGGCAAGAGAAGAGCCAGCUCCAAGACAAGGUGGAGAACCUUGAGCAGGUCCUUAAGCAUAUGCGAGAGGCUGCAGAGAGGCGGCAGCAGCUGGAGGCAGAGCAUGAACAGGCCCUGGCUGUCCUCAACACUAAACAGCAGGAGAUUGACCUUCUGCAAAAGGCUUUGGUUGAUGCUGGAACAGAGCAUGAAGGUGUGGUCCAUCUGCUAGAGGUCAAGGUUCAAGAUUUGGAGCAAAAAUGUCGGUCACAAAGUAAACAAUUUAGUCAUUUAUCAAAAGAGCUUCAGAAACUGCGUCUGGAGAGGAACACCGCGGACAUUCCGAGCACGGAUUCUACCUUCUGGUCGGGGAUCCAGAGCGAUCCAGACAAAGCGCUCUGUAACAUUUUGAACGGUCUGGCUACUCAGACAGAAAAAGGCAAUGACAGAACUGCAGGCACUCCGCUGAUAUCCGAGUUCCUCCACCCACUGCAGAUAAACAGCGACAAGCCCGAGCAGCUGUCUGUCAAGCCCACCAUCCAGUCCAGAAGUCCCUCCAGCAGCACCCUUCGUGCGUCUCCCUCAGAGAUGGAUGAUGAGGCGAGUCCAACACCCAGGUCCAAGGCUCGUUACACAGGACAAGUCCGUCUUUGCACUGCCCGUUACAGCUAUAAUCCUUAUGAUGGACCUAAUGAGCACCCAGAAGCAGAGCUCCCCCUGGUGGCAGGGAAGUACCUCUAUGUCUAUGGGAAUAUGGAUGAUGAUGGGUUCUAUGAAGGGGAGCUGUUGGAUGGCCAACGUGGCCUGGUCCCCUCAAACUUUGUGGAGUUUGUCCAGGAUAAAGAGAAGCCAUCAAUGGAUGAUGGAGAGGAUCUGGGGCCAUUGGAGCAUAGCGGCCUGGGCUUAACCUCAAUAGAUGGAGGGGCUCCUUUGGACAGCUUGGGCAGCGACCUCCUCGGCCCAUGCAGCAAUGGGACUGGGGCUUUGGAGGCAGAAGAACUGGCUGAUGAUAUUGUGCCUUACCCCAGGAAGAUCAACCUAAUCAAACAACUGGCACGGAGUGUUAUAAUAGCCUGGGAGCCGCCUUUGGUACCUCUGGGAUGGGGCAACAUUAACGGAUAUAACGUUCUGGUGGAUGGGGAAGUGCGUACCUCUGUGCCCUUUGGAGGCAGGACCAAAUUGCUGAUUGAGAAGCUGGAUCUAGCCUCGUGCACAUAUCGCGUGUCGGUGCAAAGCGUCACAGACAGGGGCCUCUCGGAUGAGUUGCGCUGCACUCUGCUGGUGGGACGCAAUGUUACCGUGGCCCCCUGCGGUCUGCGGGUGGACGACAUUAUGCGUGACUCAGCCAACCUCUCCUGGUUGCCCAGCAACAGUAAUUACGCCCAUACCGUGUUCCUGGACGAUGUGGAGCAUGCAGUGGUCAAGCCAUGCUGUUACAGACUCCGCUUUAUGAACCUCAAGGCCAUGACAGUGUACAAAGUGAGGGUGGUGGCCAAACCCCAUCAAAUGCCCUGGCAGCUCCCUCUAGAGCAGAGAGAGAAGAAGGAAGCAGCGGUAGAAUUCUGCACACAGGCUGCAGGUCCACCACUUCCACCUCAGGAUGUGCAUGUCCAGUGUGGUCAGGCCCCAGGGAUACUCCAGGUCCACUGGAAGCCCCCUCCCCUCACUCCCCUGGGAACAUCCAACGGUGCCAAUGUUAUAGGCUAUGCAGUGUGCACCAAAGGCCAGAGGAUCGCUGAGGUGUUGUACCCAAUGGCAGACUUUGUGACAGUCGACCUGAUCAGAAUCCAGGGUCUGGAGGCUCGCGAGGUUGUCGUCAGGACUUUGUCAGCCCAAGGAGAAUCCCAGGACUCAAUCGUCGCCACCAUUCCAAACAACUUGUUGCUGCCUCCACUACAACCACAAGCCCACCCACCUCUUCCACAGCCCCUUCCACCCCACCCCCUGCCACAGGCACAGAUGCCGCACCCUGGUCCCCAACCACCCACAAAUCUUCAGCCUCCUCCUGCUCAUCCACCCCAGCCACUCCAUCUGCAACCGCACCCAUUGCCCCAUCCUGUAAAGUUAUCUCCACCUCACCUACAACCUGCUCUCCCACACCCCAUGCCUCAACCCACUAUCCCCAUGCCUCAACCCCACAUUCCCCAGCUCCCCCAUCCAGCCCCUCAACACCAGAGACCACUAAGUGCCAGAGAGCUGGAAACCAAAGAACAAGGCCUAGGCAUGCUUCAGCAUGGUGGUGGGCCACCCCAGCCAUGGGAGCCUGUGUGCUCCCCCUCUGGCCUGUCCCCAGCUCCACCACAUGGACAUACCCUGGAAACUCCAUCCUGCCCUAACCAGCGGUCACCCUCUCCCCAGAGAAUCCUUCCACAGCCCCGCGGUACACUCAUCCCCGACACUGUGGCCAAGGCCAUUGCUCGUGAAGCAGCCCAGAGAGUAGCGGCAGAAAAUGGACGGAUGGAGAGGAGGAGCCAUACCUUUCACUCUCAAAACUCAGAUGAGGAAGAGGAUGAAGAGGGCUAUGGUCCCAACCGCAGAAGAGGAGCAUCUGUCGAUGACUUCCUCAGAGGUUCAGAACUAGGCCGGCAGCCCCACUACAGCCACAGUGAAGAGUACCAGUCAGAGAGCAGCCGAGGGUCCGACCUGUCUGACAUCAUAGAAGAGGAUGAGGAGGAGCUCUACUCAGAGAUGCAGUUGGAUGAGGGUCGCCGGCGUAACUCCCACAAUACACUCAAGGUUCUAGGGAACACUACGUCAUCGGGUCGAAUGGAUCGAGAGUCAGGGAGAAGGCCUACUCACGGCGGUCCUCAACCGCAGCGUCGACCCCUCACGGUGCCCUCCAUUGAUGGUUACAGAGACCGCGGGCGACGUUCCCCUCCAUACUAUGAUGAAUCGGAGCCAGAGGACCCGUGUCGUAUCUUUGUCGCACUUUUUGACUACGAUCCCCUUUCCAUGUCCCCCAACCCGGAUGCUGCUGAUGAGGAACUGCCUUUCAAAGAAGGGCAGAUAAUCAGGGUUUAUGGAGAUAAAGACACAGAUGGGUUCUAUCGGGGUGAGAUUCGUGGCAGGUCAGGACUUAUCCCCUGUAACAUGGUGUCAGAGAUCAGAGCAGAAGAUGAGGAGACCAUGGACCAGCUCAUAAAGCAAGGCUUCCUCCCUCUAAAUACACCAGUGGAUAGAAUAGAACAGAGUAGGAGAGGUGGUCGCCAGCAUUCUGUUCACACCAGAAGAAUGGUCGCUCUCUAUGACUAUGAUCCCAGAGAAAGCUCUCCAAAUGUGGAUGUUGAGGCAGAGCUAACGUUCUGUGCCGGUGACAUCAUCACUGUGUUCGGCGAGAUCGAUGAGGACGGAUUCUAUUACGGAGAGAUAAAUGGCCACCGGGGAUUGGUUCCCUCCAACUUUCUUGAAGAAGUGCCUGAUGAUGUGGAGGUAUAUCUCACAGAGACUCCGUCGCACUACGGCCAAGAAGAGCCGGCGCCACAGGCUGAGACCAAAAGGGUACAUCGCCGUUCACAGCGCUAG
Molecule: messenger RNA, 4014 nt
Organism: Chanos chanos (milkfish)
Lineage: Eukaryota; Metazoa; Chordata; Actinopteri; Gonorynchiformes; Chanidae
Gene: rimbp2a
Product: RIMS binding protein 2a
Exons: 22
Coding region: 1-4014 (1337 amino acids)
Biological process (GO): neuromuscular synaptic transmission
Molecular function (GO): protein binding
Source: RefSeq, a predicted model, not a curated record